AUGAAUGAAUGGUGGUUUAAAGAUUUUCAUUACCCUAAAGAAGAAAGGAAAAAAAUAAACACUUUGAACAUUAGCAAUAGAGGUCUAACUGGAGAACUAUGUCUAGUUAUGAAAAAAUGCACUGAAAAAAUGCAAUUAAAGAUGUACAGACAAGACUUAAGCGAAGGUUUGGAACAUUUGCCUGAAAGUUGCCAAAAACUUUAUUGCAAUAGCGACUACAAAUAUGAAUCCAUAAAAAUUAUGGAAAAAUUAGACAAAAGUAGCUGUUCGGAAAAAAGACUAUACGUUAUUCGAGAAAUAAACAACAUAAACCAAUUACAGUCUCCUAAGGAGUUAUAUAAACUUCAACUAGCAAUCUAUGCUGCUCAAUCUAUUGGUAGGAGUGCUGCAGUAUUGGGUGCUGUUUUUAUUUUUAGAGACUCUCAAGCCAUUGGAGGAGGAAUUGCUGCUAUCUAUCCCAUUACUGAAUUGUUUGAAAUUGAGAAGUUAAAAGGAGGAGAAAUAAAAAAAUCCUUAGAAGAUUUAAAUAAUAACCUUAUUAAUUUCUUAAGCGAUUAUGAUAAAGAUAAUAACGAGGAAGUUGACAUUAAUGAAUUAAUAUCAAAAAGAGUUAUAAUCAAGUAUCGUAAACUUUCUUACGGAAUGGAUGAAAAAGAUGCAGGUAAUCAACUAAGAGAAAGCAUGAAUCGACUACAAAUUGAAAAUGAUCAAGAAACCAAAAUAGAAAUCCCCCCUAAAUAA
Messenger RNA from Ambispora leptoticha, 741 nucleotides. NCBI's taxonomy places the organism in Eukaryota, Fungi, Glomeromycota, Glomeromycetes, Archaeosporales, Ambisporaceae. The record is from the annotation of a GenBank genome assembly.